Fonsecaea erecta is the source of this 969-nucleotide messenger RNA. RefSeq lists its product as hypothetical. Gene Ontology annotation, biological process: actomyosin structure organization; mitotic cytokinesis. NCBI's taxonomy places the organism in Eukaryota, Fungi, Ascomycota, Eurotiomycetes, Chaetothyriales, Herpotrichiellaceae. Gene Ontology annotation, cellular component: myosin II complex; cytoplasm. Gene Ontology annotation, molecular function: cytoskeletal motor regulator activity; calcium ion binding; myosin heavy chain binding. The record is from RefSeq and is a predicted model, not a curated record. The transcript is spliced from 2 exons. The coding region runs from base 1 to 969 and encodes 322 amino acids.
AUGACUUCAUACAAAUCCACAUUCAACAACUCUCCCCGUUCGUCGCCUUUCCGCCGUCCUGGUUCACCGAGUUCGCCCACCCUCGUGAAUGGAAGACCGGCAACACCUCCAACAAACAGGAGCGCCGCUUCACCUUUGACUUCGCCAUCUAAACUCAAGCAUGCCUAUACCGUCUCAGAGGAGGAGGAAGACGAGAUCAUCAUGUCAACCCCGUCGAAGUCCUCCGCAGAUCCGCAUUUUCGAAGAGCACAAACGGAACCCCCUCCAUCACCAACCACAAGUCGCCUUUCGCAACCUUCUUCGCCUUCAAAAUACGAGACGGCGCCGCUCUUGAUGCCCAACUCAAGGAAUCCUGCCAGCAGAGAACCACGCAGGCUCGUGUCUAAUGGCAUGCUCUCUCAGAAUGAUAACCUCUCAAAACUCCCUCCACAACUCCUGCAUAACAUGCGCGAGUCGUUCUCUGUCCUCGAUUCCAAUUCGAAUGGCACAAUCGAUGCCUCAUCUGUGGCCGAAACCCUGCAAUCCCUUGGACUCCACGAGAGCAAUCUGUCUCAAUUCUUCCCGCCGGGACAGCCACAACAAAUGUCCCUGCCGCAAUACCUCAAUCAGCUGGCGAAUAUUUUGGUCGGAUUAUCGCCUCAACAAGAGCUUCUCAAUGCCCUGUCUGCAUUUGAUGACGAUGAUAGCGGGCAGAUCGACGUUGCAGAGCUUCGUGCAGCGUUGUUGAGCACAGUGCCAGAUCCGGGAGAGCGGCAGCUGACCGGAAAGGACAUCGAUCGGGCCAUGGAAGGUUUCACGGGAAGGAGGAUUUUGGGCAAAAAUGUCAUUGGUAUCGCCGGAGUAAGAGGCUUAAAGGACCCUGCACCAAAGAAAGGCGGUGAUGUAUUUCGAUACCAGGAGUUUGUGGCGAACUUGACGGGCGGGCCUGCAACAGACUCUGUACAUCCUCAGAGUGUUUCUUCACGGUAA